AGCGCCACCAGGGCAGCAGCCGCCGCAGCCGCCGCCGCUGGGCUGAGGAGCCGGAGACGCGGGCGGACGAGGUGGCGGCGGCGGCGGAGCGGGAGCGGGCACCGGGCGCGGGCAGAGCGCGGCGGCGCGGGUGUAUUCCAGAGAACAAGUCUUCAUACAUCUUUGCUGUAUUGACUCUGAGCUGUCAGGGGACUCAGGCUUAUGAGGAGGUACUGUUACGCAAAACAGUGUCUAGUGAAGACGACAAGAAAGAGGGGAAAGGAUCGGAAAAAGAAACUAAAACACCAUAGAAAACCAUGAGAUCUAUUAGAUCUUUUGCCAAUGAUGAUCGCCAUGUUAUGGUGAAACACUCAACAAUCUAUCCAUCUCCGGAGGAACUUGAAGCUGUUCAGAAUAUGGUGUCUACUGUUGAAUGUGCUCUUAAACAUGUCUCAGAUUGGCUGGAUGAGACAAAUAAAGGCACAAAAACAGAGAGCGAGACAGAAGUGAAGAAGGAUGAGGCUGUAGACACCUAUUCCAAGGAUCAAGGUGGUCGGACAUUGUGUGGUGUAAUGAGGAUUGGCCUGGUUGCAAAAGGCUUGCUGAUUAAAGAUGAUAUGGACUUGGAGCUGGUUUUAAUGUGCAAAGACAAACCCACAGAGACCCUGUUAAAUACAGUCAAAGAUAAUCUUCCUAUUCAGAUUCAGAAACUCACAGAAGAGAAAUAUCAAGUGGAACAAUGUGUAGAUGAGGCAUCUAUUAUAAUUCGGAAUACAAAAGAGCCCACGCUAACUUUGAAGGUGAUACUUACUUCCCCUCUAAUUAGGGACGAAUUGGAGAAGAAGGAUGGAGAAAAGGUUGUGAUGAAAGAUCCUCCGGACUUACUGGACAGGCAGAAAUGCCUGAACGCCUUGGCGUCUCUUCGACAUGCCAAAUGGUUUCAGGCAAGGGCAAAUGGAUUAAAAUCAUGUGUAAUUGUCCUGCGCAUUCUGCGUGAUUUGUGCAACAGAGUCCCCACAUGGGCACCAUUAAAAGGAUGGCCACUAGAGCUUAUAUGUGAAAAGUCUAUAGGUACUUGUAAUAGACCUUUGGGCGCUGGGGAGGCCUUGAGACGAGUAAUGGAGUGUUUGGCAUCUGGAAUACUACUUCCUGGGGGUCCUGGUCUUCAUGAUCCUUGUGAGCGAGACCCUACAGAUGCUCUGAGCUAUAUGACCAUCCAGCAAAAAGAAGAUAUUACCCACAGUGCACAGCAUGCACUCAGACUAUCAGCCUUUGGCCAGAUUUAUAAAGUGCUGGAGAUGGACCCGCUUCCAUCUAGUAAGCCUUUUCAGAAAUAUUCCUGGUCAGUUACUGAUAAAGAAGGUGCUGGGUCUUCAGCUCUGAAGAGGCCAUUUGAAGAUGGAUUAGGGGAUGAUAAAGAUCCCAAUAAAAAGAUGAAGCGAAACUUAAGGAAAAUUCUGGAUAGUAAAGCAAUAGACCUUAUGAAUGCGCUAAUGAGGCUGAAUCAGAUCAGGCCUGGGCUUCAGUAUAAGCUCUUAUCUCAGUCUGGCCCUGUCCAUGCCCCAGUCUUCACAAUGUCUGUAGAUGUGGAUGGUACAACAUAUGAAGCCUCAGGACCAUCCAAGAAAACAGCAAAACUUCACGUAGCAGUGAAGGUAUUGCAGGCAAUGGGAUAUCCAACGGGCUUUGAUGCAGAUAUUGAAUGUAUGAGUUCUGAUGAAAAAUCAGAUAAUGAAGGCAAAAAUGAAACAGUGUCUUCAAACUCAAGCAAUAAUACUGGAAAUUCUACAACCGAAACCUCCAGUACCUUAGAGGUAAGAACUCAGGGCCCUAUCCUCACGGCAAGUGGCAAAAAUCCUGUAAUGGAGCUCAAUGAAAAAAGAAGAGGUCUUAAGUAUGAACUCAUCUCGGAGACUGGUGGAAGCCAUGACAAGCGCUUUGUAAUGGAGGUAGAAGUAGAUGGACAGAAGUUCAGAGGUGCAGGUCCAAAUAAGAAAGUGGCAAAGGCAAGUGCAGCUUUAGCUGCCCUGGAGAAGCUGUUUUCUGGACCCAAUGCAGCAAAUAAUAAGAAAAAGAAGAUUAUCCCUCAGGCAAAGGGUGUUGUGAAUACAGCUGUGUCUGCAGCAGUCCAAGCUGUUCGAGGCAGAGGAAGAGGGACUCUAACAAGGGGAGCUUUUGUUGGGGCCACAGCUGCUCCUGGCUACAUAGCUCCAGGCUAUGGAACACCAUAUGGUUACAGCACUGCUGCCCCUGCCUAUGGUUAAUACUUUUAAGCAGUUUUCAGCACGUUUAUCUCACUUUAUUCUCGUUCUCCUCGGACCUUCGUAGCCAUAUCACUUGUAUAAAAUAGGCUGAGAUAUAGUGACUGUAAGCUGUGGUCUCAGUAUACAAAGGUAAGCUCUUUUAUUUUCUGAUUAAAGAGAAAAAUAAUUAAAAAUCAAUGAACACAACAUGCAUAUAUGACAAUCAUAUAUGAUGUAUUUGAUCUCUUAGGUCUUAUGUCAUCACAUUACCUUUAAAAUUUUUAUGAUCUAAAUGUAAAAUAAUUAUUUUCAGCAUUUGUUUUAAUACCCUUGUAAUUACUUUCUAUUCAAGACAUGUCACAUUUGCUGAGUUGUGUGUGUGUGUGUGUGUAGAAACUUAGAGCAUAUAUGUGAAUUACACACACGUAUCUGUUUAGAUAAAAGAAUUCAAUGGUGGGAAGAGUUCACCUAAGAAGAUUUUAAUGUCAGGGCACUCUUUUGGCCAAAGUACUAGAAUUUCAUAAGCAGCAAGAUUGGUAACAGUACCGGCAGGAUGCAUUUAUAAAUAGCUGUUACGCAAGCUGAGGAUCAAAGUGCCAAUUUCUCAAGGAGAGAAAUGAAAAUCUCUGAUCUGUGUUGUAUGCCCUAAUACAACAGCAGCAAGAAGCCAUAAAAAAAAGCAAUAGAAAAUGAAAAAAAAUAUUAAGGUAACUAUGGAAAAAUAUAUAAUUGACUGAGUUAAGCUAACUGUUUGCAGAACCAGCUUUGGCAAGACUCAGAAUGGUAAAUACCCAGUCUGCAGAGACCAAAUAGACACGGCAAUUCAUCUGUCUUUUCUAGGUUAGGUAUCUAGAUGAUUUAUUUCCCACCUUAUUCAACCAUCAUGGAGUUCAUUUAAAAGAUGUGAGUGUUAGGCCAAAUAUUUUAGUAAGGAUUUUCUUCAUUUAGUGUGUCCCAUAAAUGCAUUUCUUAUGUGUUAGAUGUUCUAUGCUAAGGCUGUAUUUUAUAUAUGGAGAUUAAAAUGAAUUUUUAUGUUGUAUGUUUGUCUCUAAGUAGCAGUUUUCUUUUUAUUACUAACUUUGAAGGUUACUGGGACAACUUUUUUUUUUGCCAUACAGAAUCUGUAUGUAUGUUGAAUGUGGCUUUGGCAUCUAUAAAAGGUUGGAUGAGGUCUAGCUGACUCACACCAAGUACAUUUCAGUGCUGAUCAAACAGCCGAGUGCCAGUGAUGCGCCAGGUCCUUCUCUGGGUGCUAGUGAAACGAGGCUCUGCCCAGCGGAAUCAUUUUAAGUCUGAGAGUCUCCUUGUUGUUGGAAUUGGGCCUAUUGUAAAUAUCCUAGGUUGGGAGACAAAUAAUGCAUCAGGAGUGUCAGAAGAUAACUAGUUAAUAGUUUAUUUAUAAAUUAUUUAAUAAUAUGGGCCCUCUGACAUCACUGAAAUGGGCAUCAUUUGGAAAUUCACUCAUUUUCUAUAUUUCCCAGGCAGUUUUGACAGCCUGAAAUCAACUCUGGUUUAUGUUCAUGGACCUCUAUCCAAGUAAGUGAACUGAAUGAAAUGAAUAACAAAUACCCUGGUCCUUUUUAAGCAGUUUUAUAGGUUAGCAAGGAGCAAAGUAGUUAAUUUAUUUAAACACUGACCACAUUUUUUUGAUGACAAAUGAGGGGAAUUGUACCCUUAUACUCAAUCAUUCAUUAAGACUUCCCUGUUUCUUAGAUUUUAUUAAUGACAGCAGUGGAGGUAACUUUUCAGUAGUGAGUUAGGGGAAUGAGCUAAGACUCCCCGACCCCAGCAGUUAGAUUUCUAGCAAUCUAGAGCCCUAAAAACCGGGAUGUUAAGAGCAGUUACAGCUGAAAACCACCUGCUCUGUGAAUGGUCUUCCUAUAACUCCAUUCAGUGCAAGCCAGUGACUCCUUGGUGGUGGUGGCCCAGGGAUGAGGGUCUCUGUGACGUCAUCCAGAACAAGAAAGGUCCUAUUGUAUUCAUACUCAUACGCUGUAACGAUCUGAUACCGUGCCAUCCAGUGACGUAGACUUCUCAGUGUUACCAGGAGACCUGGAAGGGAGAUGGGUGGUAAAUGAAUAAGAACCGCAGAGCCAGGAAACUGUCUGCCGCUGAGGUGAGUUUUGAUAUUGAUGUGUUUCUCUCUAGCAAUUAUUUACAGAGCACACAGCUAGUACUUCUUAUGUAAGAAUGAAUCCCUUCCUUUCCUAACAGCAUUUUCCAGAAAGACUGUCUUAAGUCAAGAAUUCAGGUUGAGUUAGUUGUAAGAAUAGACAUCCUUUCCCACAUUAUCAUUUUAGGUAGGAGCUAACGUCUUCCAUUGAUGCUUGAAGCAGUGAUCUUCGGAGAUUUUUAAAAAUAGCACCAUAAUGCAAAUUAGGUUAUGUAAGCUUUACAGCACAGCUAGAAAUAGGGACUAGAAACCAUGUGGGAAUCUGGGCCAAAGUAUUUCUCUGCCUCCAGCAGAUUCCUCUGGGGCCUAGGAGUUAGAUGAGUUAAUACACAUAAGUGCUUUGCAUAGAACCUGGUGCAUAGUAAGUACCCAGUACAUGUUGGCUGUUCUUGCUGUGGUUGGCUGAAGUGACAGAAAGUAUGUGAGGGAGGCAAGGCCAUGCUGGCAGGUAGGUGAGAAGCAGGUGUGUGGCCUGCUUGGGGGUGCUGCAUUGGAUCCUUGUGCUCCCAGGCUUUGGGCAAGGACUCCCAGCAUCCAGAGAUUAGACAGCAAACGGAAAGCAGACAUUCGGUGAGAGCUCGUGGUGGCAAGGCCACCGUGGGUCCACGCUGAAUGAAAAUGCUCACGAGUCUGUUGUGGUGGCUAAAUCAUUGGCCAGUCUGCUGCCAGGGCUUUGUCAAUGCUUGCUUUCAGAUUUAACUGUGCUUAGAACUUCAAAAGGGCUGAGCUUAAACAUCAACCUACUGAUUCCAAGCUUCCUACCAGUGCAUUAAUAAGAAAAAAAGUGUGUGUUUGAUUACAGCUAGUCCCAGAAUCCAACAUCCAGAGCUCACUAGCAGGUAGAAAGCGAGUGAUUAUAAACCACGGAAAAGAAAGAGGAGACUGGGUGUAUGCUUAGAAGGCUGUUGACUCAUGUUUCUCUGAAGAGCAUUCUUGCAGCUUCUCUCUUCCAGUUUGCUUCUCCCCUUUGGGGAAAAAAAUCAGUACUCAUCACCACACGAGUCCUCCCUUCUGUCUGUUAAUCUUGGAAAAAACAUAUCUGUCUAUUAAUCCAUCUGAGACCCUCUAUCCUCUUAUCUAUCUAUGUAGACAGUUGGGAAUUUGCUUUUCAGCAAAAGGAAAAAUGGGCAGAUGGUGAAAUGGACGCUGUUGGAUUGAAUAGAAGGUCUACAUCUUACUGUCCGUUCCUGGCUCGCCUGUGUGGUGGACUUCAGGAGCCUCUGAAGAAAGUUGGGCAGAUGCGUCCUUGUCUCUUGGGAGGAGAUGAGCUAAGUGGGGAUACAGAUUGAGUACAGUGAUGCUCCAAGGUUAUAGAAAUUGUGUAGACAAGGGCUGAGAAUUACCUUUAAAGGCAAAUAAGAUAGAUGUGCAGUAUAGUUGAGAGGCUUUUCUUAAAUCCAGGAGAUAUUUGAAUAACGUCUUGGCAAACGUUACUCCAUUCCUCAACUGUAGCUGUUCAGUGGAAUCACUGCCUCCUUGAGCCAAGGCUAAGGGAGGACCUCUUUUUUUGCCUUGACCAGUCAGUUAUUAACAUCUUCAUUACUUGGUCCUUCUAAGGAAGGUAUUGGUCUUUCCUGACAGAACUUUGCCAUUUCUGCAGACAAACUGUGCUGCCUCUGUGGGUGGGGCGAGUGGCGAUUGCCACCAUCUGCCUAGGCAGCUUAAAGGAGUCUGAUUAGCAUAUCCUAGCUGGAGAUGUGGUCCUGAGUCAUCUUUUUUGCCGCUUAUGGCCUGUGGGAGGUAAUGGGAUUAGCCUGGCUGCUGUGAGGACAUUCUCUUAGCACUGCCUAGGAGCCCAGUCUCUCUCUGCUUCGUUUCAGUUUCUCCUACCUUGAUCUUUUUAUGGUUUGGAUGGACAGUCUCUGCAUUAAAAUGUCAGCUAAAUGUCCCAGAUAAUUAAGUUAACAGAAGCCUUUAGUUUAGGUCAUUUUGGGCCGUGGGCAGCAGUAGAUUGAAGAAGCAACAAUGGAAGAAAGGAAAGAGAGGGAAGAAAGAUGCUUAAAUUGGUAUUUGUGUGUGCCAGGCCCCUCAACAUUCUUCUUAAUUUUCAACCAACCUUCUCAGAGGUGGUAUUAUCCCUAGUUUACACAUGAAAAAACUGAGGCUCAGAGUUAAGUGCUAGAAUCAAGAAUGAAACCCAGCUCUGUUCAGUGCCAGAGCCUUUUCCCACUACCCCAUGCUCUGGAUUGGAAGUCUGAGAAUGAAGGUGAGGAGCACGUCAGGCGACAGAAAGGAGGUGUGCAGGCAGCGGGGCAAGGGCAAAUGGAGCUGUAGGAAGGGCCUGCCACACCAGCCAGGGCCUCACUGCCACAGGACCUUGUCAGCUCCCAAGCUCAAACCUCGAUCCUAGAUUCCUGUGCUGCAGUCUGACUCAAGGUCAUUUUAGACCAGAUAUCCUGGCCUAAAAUAGGGCUAUUUUCUUUUGAACCGAUUAGAAAAGACUGUUUAACAAACUGGAAAGAUAGACUGGAAAGCUAAGGUGUGGCUCUGUUAACAGGAAGCUUUUGUAUUACAAGCUUGUUUUUCUGUUUGAAUAUCAAUGACAAAUUGAGGUAUAUGUUUUCAUUUAGCUAAUGCUUUCUGAAUACCCUCUCUCUGCCUGGCCUGAGGUUGGUGAUGGGGAUGUCUUAAAAAAUCUGAGCCAGACUCUGAAGGAAGGCUGGUGAGGCUUUGGGUCCCUGAGUAAAAGGAAGAGAGGCACAGAGGGGUAGAAGCCCAGGUUUGGGGUGUAAGUGUAGGGAGGUGUCCCUGCACGAGUGCUAAGCAGAGAUGAGGGGAGUGGCAGAUUGCAGUAGCCUGUUCUGAUUGCACGAGUUUCCCCCAGACGAGGCUUCAGGGAAUGCUGCCAGCCUAGAGUGAGUAGGCUUCCCUCUAGGUUGGGCCAUGGCUUGGCCAGCCCUCGGAUGGCUUUGAGGUGUCUGAAUUGCUGCCUGUGAGCCGCUCUGCUGGACUUGUCUGAUUCUCCCACUGCUGCGCAGCCCUUCACCAGUUCCUUUGCUAAUGAAAGCCAACUGGGUCUCUGCUCAGGGGUAGGUGGCUGUGGGGAUGGAUACAGAAUCCUCUUCGGGAAAAGAUAUUCUGCCUUUCCAAGUCAUCACCAUCCUUGGCAGUUGGCCAUUUUUCUGAGCCACCUGCCAUUAUCCUGGAGGGGUACAGGAGGGAGGAACCUUUGUUAAACCCAGGUCAUAUGAGUUCCACAGCAAUGACUUGUGUGUGAGGGAGAAUGAGGACUUGGCAUUUGUUGAAUACAACACUUAGCGCAGCCCUUUCCCAGCAUCAUUCCAUUUCCUGCUCUACCCAUCCAAUUUAGAAAAGCAGCAAAGCAUGGAUAAUUGUUCCCACUCUACAGACAAGGAAGUUGAAGCCAGAGACCUCUCCAAACCACCCAGCUUGUUUGUGGCAAAACAUUGUGGCUCCUAAUUAGUGAGUUUUUAACCACACAGAUGAAAUAACAUUUCUUCUACUGUUUUUAGAGUUAACAGAAGCCCUUUCUUAGGGAUGGGAUUUGAACUCUACCACAACUGUGGGAUCUAGAAAUUUUCUCCUUUUACAGAUGAAAUAGGUGGAGGCUUAGACAAAAUGACUUGCCCAAAAUUAUACAGCUAGUCAGUGGCCGAGCCCACCCAUUCUGAUAGCGCUGCACUAAAUACUGGCGGUUUGUGUUGCUGUUCUGGACUGCUGCCUCUCCUGUUUUCCAGACUGUUUGGCAAGAGUUUCCUCCCUUCUCUAUGAUGCGUUCUACUUACCUUUCUUCCAGACUUCUGGUAUAUAACCUGUGUUGUUUGAAACAAAACGGGUAAAAACCAACCCAUCUCUCCCUGACCCCUCCCCUCCCCUCCCCGUGAGAGAAAAAAGAAUCCAGACUUUAGGUUCAUUCCUUCUCCUGUUCCUUUGGAAGAAUUGUUAGCUUGCUCCUGGGCAAGGUGACUGACUGGUCCGCCUUAAGUGGAAACCAGUAAUUACCUUUGGAGAGAUCCCCAGGGGCUGGAACAGGGGAAGAGAGAUGCUGGGGGAAGUGUGCUUUUUAUGUUCAGCUUCAUCCACAUUUUGGUUGUUGGCUGUCUUCUGUUCCUGGUUAAGCCUUCAUUAUGUGCUCUAAGCAAAGGUCACCCUUACAGUGACACAUUUCCCAGAGCACUCUGACACCGGGUCUCAUUGGACCUCUCCAUCGUGUGGAUAGUCUCAGGAGUUGCCCAGCUUUCCAACAUUCUUCAUGCCCUUGGAGUUUAUACGAAGGGAAAUAUGUGGACAUCAUCUGGGAGGUGAAAAACUUCUGGAAGGUGGCACCUGAGGAACUCAGGAAAACUGAAAGCACCUGAGUUUGAUUGAGGCUGGUGAAGGGGAGACCUGAGGAGGACAUGACCUUUCCAUCAGCUGUUUGAAGGGGUUAUAUUUACUUGUUGUAUAUGGUUCCAGGAGGGUAGAGAGAGUUAUAGGAAGCCAGUUGGGCAGUUCGAGCUAAAGUGUGCCUCCCAGGAUGAUGGAUGGGGCUGCCUUGGGAGAGUAGGUAUGGUGAGAGGUGAACUCUGUGUUCCUGGGAGUGGUUAAGCAAGAAGCCAAUUGUCUGGAUAGUGCAGAGGAAAUUCUUCAUGGGAUGUCAGUUGGGACAGAACACUGAUGUGAUUGGUGACAUUGCCAAGACCACUUCUCCCCUCUUGGGCAUAUGGAUUUAUUGAGAAACAUUCAGUGUCACCUAAUGCUAUUUACCAGGCUCUGUGUUGGGGGAGAAGGAGCUAUUGGAGAAAGUGUCAAGAUUUUCAGCUUAGACAGCUGAGAAGGUGAAACCACUGACCAAGAUGGAGAGCACAGGAAGGGGAAGGAGGAUGCCCAGAGCCAUCUUCCGUGGUUGGGAGAAACUCUUCAGCAGGUCUCCCACUCAGUCUCGGAGAGGAGCCAGGCCUGUGAAGAGACUGAUGCACAGGAAGAGACGUUCUUAGAGCUUUGUAACUUACAGAGAGUCAGAGGGGCUCCAAUAGACAUGGCAAAGGCUUCCCAGUGAAACUGGCCUCCAGACUGAGUAGGAGUUUGCCUCCUAGGGUAGUGAGGAGGAGACUUCAAGAAGGGGGCAUAGUGUGCAUGCAAAUGGGACGGCCUUCUCAGGAUUGCACGAGGGUCCUUGUUAAUGGGAACUGGGAUGGCUAGGAGGGUGAAGUGGUAGAUAGGAUGUGUAGUUUGGGGCCACAUUGUGAGAGGCCCUGGGUGCCCUUCAGGGAGUCUCAUGUUCCAAAAUGGUGAGAGAAUUCUGGAAGAUUGAUUUGGUCAGUUGGAUGGGAAAGGACUAGAGGCAGGCGCAGAAGCUGUUGUAGAUGCCCAGAUGAGGGAUGAAGGAGGCUGCCCGAGGGUGGCAGCAGAGGGGUGGAGAGGCAGGAAUGGUGUCUCUCCAUAGGCCAGGCUCCUCUCCUGGGCCAGGUGGGAAAGUGGGCCCAAUGCAUCCAGCCUGGGGCCAGGGAACUACAGUGCCCAUCAAGGGGAGUGGAUGCCUGCCCCAGCACUUCCCCUGGGCCACUGGUCAGUGGGAGACUGAGAUGACAGUGGUGCCUGGAACCAAGAUGGGGAAGACAGAGGAAGGGAGGAGGAUGCUGACAGGGUGGGGGGGGGGGAGUGAUGAGGAGAGGAGUUGCAGUGUAGCAGAGUCCAUCUCUAUUGGGCUGGGAAAUAGGGGUUUGAUGGGCCCAACUCUUUCAUGGAUGGAGGGAUAUGAGCCCCCUUCUUGUGCUCUCUGGGAAGCAUGUCUUUGAGCAAUAGAUAGAGAGUUUUGCAGGCUGGUCAGUCAGCAUCCUGCCCUUUACCUUAGUUUCUGCUCUGCUGGGCUCGUCAGUCAGAGGGAGUGACAGGCAGCGGGUGUUCAUUCAUACAGCAGCCUUCUGCUUUAGAAUUAAUGUUUUGGUUUCUUUGUCUGGACAAGGGCCAGAGCUCAUUGGAUUCAGCAGCUGUAGAACAUGGUCUUUAGCCAGUGGGAAGGUGCAGACUUGCUCUACGGAGUACUUUAAGGAGGGGAAAAAUGUCAAAUUGUAAGAUUACUAGAGGAUUUGCUUUGGGCCUCAGUUUUGUGUCUGUCUCAGUCCUGCCACCUCUGGUUUGUCCUGGACAGGUGGGCAGGGAGACCUGAGGAGUCAGGGUGGGUUUCUGCACCUCUUUCUAUAGCUCAGUUGGAGGCUAGGGUUAGAGAGGCAGCUGUGGUUUUUGAGCCUUCAGGUUGGAGCUAUGAAAGGUUACAGGUAUACUGAGACACAGGUCCCAUCAGCCUUUAGGGGCCCAGAACCCCAGGGCCGGGUAUGUCUAACCACAAGAGGCCUUGUCUGUUUACCCUAGUGGGCCACGCAGAUAUCACCUCUUUUGUGUGUGUCACAAUGUGAAAAUAUGUGGGAACACUGCCUUAGCCCUGGUGUCGGCAAACUUUUUCUGUAAAGGGCCAGAUAGUGAAUCUUUGAGGUGUUGUGGACCAUUUGCUCUGUCACAGCUACUCAGCUCUGCUGUUACAGCACCUGAACAGCCAGAGAUGGUGCGUAAACAGAUGAGCAUGGCUGUGGUCCAACCAACUUUACUUAGAAAAACAGGCAGUAGGCCAUAUUUUGCCAACCCCUGCCUUAGUCUGUAGAGAUUACUCACCUUUUGGCUUAAUCAUGACUGGAAACUUCCUCCCAUUUGCUGCCCAGAACCAUCCAUCUUCCCACAAAGGCUUCCUGAGCAUCUGUUUUGUGUAAGCACAGAGGAUGAGCAAGGUAAGUCUGCCCAUAAGGACCUUAGGUUUUGAGUGAGAGGUGAGCACUGACAGGGAGAGCAGGUGACUGAAAAAAUACAGAGCAGGGCUCAGGGAAGUCCAAGGUGCUGGGGAUCCAGAGGAGAGAAGGGCUGAGCCCUAGGAAAGAGGCAGCUCUGGAGAAGGAGUGGGCCCAGACGGCGGGUAGGGACAGUGUGUGUCAGAUACCGAGAAGUGUGUAGUCACACAGGUACACUGACCCAGCCAGUGAAGGGCCCUGAGUGCCAGGCGAAGGAGCGUGGACUUCCUUCUCUGGGCAGUGGGGAGCCAAUGAAAAGGCUGUGCUCAGGAGGGUAAAGUGCUCACAAAUGCACUUUGGAAACAUCCUUCUGGCUGUGUAACCAGGUCUGUGGUUACAAAUGGUACCUUUCAGCUUAGUCUGGACUUUUUAGCCUAGCGUUUGGUUUCUGUUGGUACUAGCGUGGGAAAGACAGGCCCAGAGUUGGAUGGUUUUGCUGGCUUCUGGCUUUAGUGGGCCAGGGAGCACCAUACCUUUUUGAGAUGGCAGGGCUUGACAGAAUCUUCCAUCUUCAGGCUUUUUCUCUCUUGCUAUCCUAAAGACCACUGAAAAGGGCAAGAUGAGUGAAACAUUCUGUCUCGAAUCUCAUUUUGGCCUGGGUCCUUGGUGUGUGAGGGUAAAGUACGCUAGGGAUGGGCUCCCCCUUGCUUCAGAAUUGGGUCACGUGGCAGGAGAGCUUUAUGGAGCAGAUUCACUUCCUCUUUGCACGUGGCCAGGCCUGCAGCCAGCACACAGGGCAGGACUUUAGAGAGAUGAUGGUCUGUGCCCUCAGGAAACCUUGAGGCGAACUUGAGGCAGGACGCACAUGUCUAACAGGUCACAGCAGAUCCUGCUCAGGUGCAUCACAGCUGCUCCAGGCCGGCCACGGGCCUGGGUUGGGUGCAGGCGAGAUUGAGAUGAAGCACUCUUGCUGCCUGCCCAAGGUGCUCAGUGUAGUUGGCGCAACGAGCAAAACCCGUAAAUGUAUACAGAGCACUCUCCUUUCCAAAGUGCUUUCCCUCAGAGAGGUUUCUAGGCAGGUGAAGGGAGCUACUGUUUACUGAGCAUCAUGAGGUGCCAGAGACGUGAGCCAGCAUUCUCCUUUAAUGUGAACAGAAGUCAGAGGGGGUGUGUGUUGCAUGUGCAGUGAGUGACAGGAGCUGCCAUGGAAGCGCCAGCAGGGACUGGAGGAAGACGACCUAAUAUGAGUGCCUGCACAGAUGCUGUUUCAUUGAAGCCCAGCAGGCCUGUGGGAGGAGGUGAGGAUCACCUGCUGCUCAGGGAAGGGAAAGCACUUGCCCAAGGCCCCACAGCUGGGGGCGGGGGCACUAGCUCCACGCGGGGCUCUCCCAACACAGCUCUGGCAGCACUGUUCUGUGAACUGGCUUCCAUGUGGCUUGGAGACAGUCUGGUCCUCUGGGGAUCAAGUUAGGAGGUGAGGAGCUUGGCGCUGCCCGGAGCACUCAGUCAGGUGGGCCCUGGGGGAGACAAGCCCUGGGUGGAAGGGGACUUGGGAGGAUGGUGGGGUGCCUAGGUAGUAAAGCACUGAAAACUUAGGGUUCUGGGUGCUGCCUGCUCUGGGUGAAGUUGUGUCUCGUCAUCACUAAGAAUCAGGUGAGGGUUAUGGAAAGAAGUCAUGGAGAACGCUGGCUGCUGUUGCUGGGCUUGUCUCUGUGGGGAACUUGCCUCUCCCAUUUUGCUGCCUGGUUUUGUCUCUUUUGGGGACAUGGGGGUGUUGCUCUCAGGCUCUGACUGUAGUUGUAUUACUUUUCAUCUCUAAGAAGGAGCCCUCCUUGAGUUUUCUAGGGGCAUUUCUGGGCUCAUGGAAGGGAAUGGACAGAGGGAGGUUGGGCCUGGCUGUGGUAGAUGGUGUGGUCUGUCCCUGGCUGUGAUGCCAGAUGUGGCCUUUUAUCAGGCAGCUUAGUCCUCCGGCCUCAUGGGAAGACUCUUGCAAGCAGGCACCGUAGUCACUUCUGGAGCUCAAGCCUGGCUCAGCUCCUUGCCCUGGCCCAGCCCACGGUCAGGCUUGAUGCCAUGUCUCAUUUUCCUGCUUAGGGAAACAGGUGACGGUCAGAGAGUCCUUUUUUUUGACUCUAACCUAAAUACUUCUGCUGUUCUGGAAAGUCAGAUUUUUUUCCUUUUUGUUCAUGGAAAUGAAUUAAGGAGAGAGACAGGAGUUUUAGAUAGCUAAGACUAUCUUUGAGAAGUCCCUUCUCCACUUGUAAUUUAGGAAGCUGCAUUUUAAGUGUGCAGCCUCUUUCCCCCUCUCCCAGGCAGCUCGAGCUCUCCACUCUCCAGACUGAGCACAGCUCCUCUCCUCCCUGAGAACUGGGUUCCUGCUGCUCACAAACACCCCUUGGGCUUAAGGAGUUUUGGUUUGGUGGGUCAGUGGCAAGACACAUUGAUCAAGAGACACUGGAUUCCUUGAUACCUUCGUGUCACUCUCUAAGCCUCCUUGAGUCCAUCGUCUCACUGGCUCCCUCAGGCUGCGGCCCUGGCCCCUGAGAUGGUGAUGACGGCCCACACGAGGUAUGAUUUGGAGUUUAGCCAGGAAAGCCCUAGUUCCCCAAAUACCUCUUCCCUCGCCUGACAUGCCGGAAGUGCUGCCAUUAGCUGCUGCAUCCCUUUCCCUGACCAUGGUGGCAUCUCAUGCUCAGACUAGCCCUCUGCGGUUCACACUGCACUCCUACUUCAUAGAGGGGACACUGGGCACCACUUUUCCCCUGUUCACUUAACAUGGUGGCCUCUCAACAGUGGGACUUUUCAUGGCUAUGUGGGAGGUGGCUAGGCUACCAUUUAUUACUACCUUUCCUGGAGAUGAAGGUUUCUUUUUAGUAGCUCAACUGGGGAGGCAAAUUGCAGGCAUCCUCAAGGCCCUAACCAGGGGCCUCACUUUCUGCAUCUCAGGAAUUGAGGGUGGCCCUGGCCGUCUUGUGAACUCUCUCUAACCUCCAGACGGACUUCCUUUCCAAGGGUUUGAGGAGGCCAAGUGAAUGCUGGGUUGAGGUGGGAAUGCUCUGCCUUGGUCCUCUCAUCUUCUACUGAGUCAUGAGCCACCUUCCUUGGGCAGACUUCAUUUACUUCGGCCGUUAGUAGUGUUUGUUUAUCCUGUUUUCCCCAAAGUAUCUUUGAACUCAGGCCUUUCACCAGGGACCCAUCUGCUGGCCUGUUGUGCUGAACCUUUGGUCUAGCCACAUCUUCAGGAGAAGACAGGUCUCCUAAGGUAGCCCUAAUUAGGGCGAGGGCACUUCCAGGACCAGUGAGGCUGAUGGGCCUGGUCCCAAGGGUGCUCUUGACAAGAUGGACAGGGGAAGGCCUGCUCAGCCUGUUAGCCCCUUAGCCCAAGCCCAUGCAUUCAGGUCUGCCUGCUGUGUAGCAUUCCUGGAGAGGGGUCUGUGAGGCUGGCUUCUCACUCACUCGAGGCAGAACUCAUUGUCUGGGAAGGAGGCGGCCAGUCUAGACCUGAAGCCCCCGGCUCUUCAAGAAGGGGCUUCCCUCACAGAGGAGUGAGGUGGCUCUGCUCGGCCUUAGCCCUUCCUCCGCCCCGGGGGUUCAGGAGGUAUGGAGAAGGCUGAGUGUAGUUGUGGGUAGAAAACCUCGCCCUCCUGCACGGUUACGCACACGACGUUGGCCUCCUGGCUGUAGCUCACUCACUCUGGUCUGGUGAUGGCCACGGCAGUUUUUAGAAAUCUAUUUAAAAUAUCUAUCUGUAUCUAUUUACUGUGUUUUUUCUGAAUACGCAAGUGUAAAUAGUAUAAUUUGCAGUGCAAAGUCCUUGGCAAUAACUUUAUGUUGUAUAUUAUGUUUAAAAAACAUUGGAAAACGUGACCACCGUGGAUUGUCCUUCCCCUCUGGGGCAAUGAUUACAUGUAGGACUCUGAACUUUACAAACCUUCGGCGUGGUUGAAGCAGCAGCCUGCAUGUGUGGACUGUCACCAGUGCCUCGCCCAGAGAUGCCUGGCCUUCAUCCAAAGGGACUCUCUGCCACCUCGACUCCCACAGGCAGCACCCACACUGUGGCUCCUUCGCACUGACUGUGUUGGACUCUGCCAUAGACUGACCCUCUUGUCUGGCUGCUGCAGUUUGUCUGUCAUGCCCUGACAUGUUGCAUUUUCCCCAUUUGGAUGAUUAAAAAUAAAAGCUUCUGUCUUAAACAGCAA
Molecule: messenger RNA, 15313 nt
Organism: Equus quagga
Lineage: Eukaryota; Metazoa; Chordata; Mammalia; Perissodactyla; Equidae
Gene: STRBP
Product: spermatid perinuclear RNA binding protein
Exons: 18
Coding region: 297-2243 (648 amino acids)
Cellular component (GO): precatalytic spliceosome
Molecular function (GO): double-stranded RNA binding; single-stranded RNA binding
Source: RefSeq, a predicted model, not a curated record